UAUUAUUGGAGUGCGGUCCAUGUUGUCUCCAAUAAUUCAGGACUUUGAAGUCAGCGGAGUAGCAAAGAUCUAUUUUUGUUGCUCAUUCGAAUCAAGACUCUUUCAUUCCUACAAUCCCUUCUCUCUUGUGAAUUGGGGAUCGGUUUCGUGAAAUAAGGCUCUGUUCUAAAAUAUAUCCAAUGGAGGGUGCAGCAGCGCUAGCAGUCGGAGGAUGGCUAGCCAAGCCUGUCAUCAGGAUGCUUGUCGACAGGGUGUCCACAUCGUCGCUGAGAGGAAAGCUGCACGGCCUUCAGGACGAUGACUUGCAGAAGCUACAAAGAUCUCUGCUUAACAUCCACACGAUCGUCGACAAAGCAGGGAUGCGAUGGAGCAGGGACGCAAGGUUAGUCGAGAUGAUGAAGCAACUCCAAGAUGCCGCAUACGACGCCGAAGACUUCCUCGAUUACCUGACGUUCCAUGGCAUGAAGCAAAAGAUUAAAGAAGAGGCAAGUCACAUGGCGGGUAACCGCAUUUCUAGAGCUAUUAGGAACGCCAAAGCUAAAUUGUUCAGUGAUUCUGUCAAAAGACUGAACAAGAUCCAGAAAAAGUUGGAUUGUAUUUAUGCUGACAUGAAGGAAAUGUGCCAAUUAUUACAAGCGGAUGCAUCUGAUGGGCAGUAUCAAUCUGAUUUGGCGUCGGCCACACGAGAAACAAGCUCUUUCUUGAUCAGCAAAGUGCUUGGCAGAGAGGAAGAACAAAAGAGAAUAAUAGAGCUAUUACUAAGAUCAACAGACGAGUCAGCAUCAGCAAGUGACAAGGGCAGUAGCUUCUCGGUCAUACCUCUUGUCGGAAUAGGAGGAGUUGGGAAGACUACUCUGGCUCAGCUUGUUUACAAGGAUAAAGAGAUUCAGAACCAUUUCGCCCUCAAGAUUUGGAUUUGUGUGUCCGAGAAUUUUAAUGUGCAAAGACUCACCAAGGAGAUCAUCGAGUCUGUAACCAAGACUGAACAUUCUUCGCAAAUGAAGUUAGAUGUUCUCCAAAACAUUCUGAAAGAGAAAAUUGCGUCUAAGAUGAUUCUGUUAGUCCUCGACGAUGUAUGGAAUGAAGACGAGGAGGAGUGGAGAAAGUUGUGUGCACCAUUCGAGGAUGCUCCUGCAGGAAGCAAGGUCAUAGUGACAACUCGGAGCAAGAGCAUUGCUGACAAAAUUGGUACAGUGGAGGCGAUUGUUCUUGGCGAUUUAGAUAAAAUAUCAUUUUGGGAGCUGUUCAAGAAAUGUGCAUUUGGUCCUUCCAAACCUGAGGAGUACCCAGAACUUGAGGAAAUCGGGAGAAUUAUAGCUUCAAAGUUGAAGGGCUUGCCACUAGCAGCAAAAACAGUGGGAAACUUGUUAGGAUCCAACAUGAACCCACACUACUGGAGAAGUAUAAUGAAGAGCGAGGUAUGGGAAUUGCAACAGAAUAAAAAUGAUAUUAUUCCAGUCCUACAACUGAGCUAUCAAUAUCUUAGUGCACCUCUCAAGCGGUGUUUUGCCUUCUGUUCCCUCUUUCAAAAGGAUUACAAGUUUUCUGAAAUUGAAUUAACAAGAAUGUGGAUGGCCGAAGGGUUCGUUGUAGCUCAAGGAAAUCAAAGAAUAGAAGAUGUAGCAAGUAAGUACUUGCAUGAGUUGGUCAACAUGUCUUUGUUUCAACAAGAAACAUCAUCAUCAUCGGAGCAUUAUUUCGUGAUGCAUGACCUCAUACAUGAUCUAACACUGUCGGUUUCUGUGGACGAAACAAGUAGGAUGAAUGAUGGCAAGUCCAAUAAGAUAUCAACCACCCUCCGUCAUGUAGCACUUGAAACAGAGUUCGUAGAGAUAAAAUAUUUGAGGUCUAGAUUCAAGAAAUUGCAUUCUCUAUUCUUUAGAUGCCUACUUUUAAAGUCACCACCCAUUGACUUUAUCAAAAAAUUAAGAAGCAUUCGUGUAUUGGUUUUGUCUCGUUGUGGCUUGCGGAUGCUGCCUACUAGUAUUGGUGAAUUGGUACAUCUCCGGUACCUGGACAUUUCUUACAAUGGAAUAAAAAAAUUGCCUGAAUCCCUGUGUGAACUCUACAAUUUGCAAACACUGAUAGCAAAAGACAAUUCACUAAUCUCUCUUCCAGAAGAUAUUAGUGAACUCUACAAUUUGGAAACACUGAUAGACAAUUCACUAAUCUCUCUUCCAGAAGAUAUAAGUAGUGGACUCUACAAUUUGCAAACACCGAUAGCAAAAGGCAAGCCACUAAUCUCUCUUCCAGAAGAUAUAAGUCAGCUAAUUAAUUUGAGGCAUAUUGAUGUUGAAAAUGAAGUAGCUGUAAAGAUAAAAAUGAUAGGAAGGCUAACCUCUCUUCAAGAAUUGUCUGAAUUUCAAGUGCGAAAGGAAGUUGGAUUCAAGAUCACAGAGCUAAGUGGUUUGAAGCAGCUUCAUGGAAAACUCAAAAUUACUAAUCUGGAGAAUGUUGAAACUAAAGAAGAGGCUGAAAAUGCUCAAAUGAAGAACAAAGAGUACCUUGAUGCUCUAGAGUUGGAAUGGGAAUCUGAUCCCAAGUUGGAGAACAAGUUAGUUGCCACGGAGGAGGUGCUUGAAGGGCUCCAACCACAUGAGUCGCUAAAACGAUUAAAGAUCAGUAGGUAUUAUGGUGUCAGAUCACCCAGCUGGUUGAAAAAGGAGGAGCUAUCCAACUUGGAAAGACUUGAGUUGAGUCACUGUGAGAGUUGGAAAGAUAUUUCCUGCACUGCAUUGCUGCCGCACCUCAAGGUCUUCCACAUAGAGAGCAUGUGCUUCUCGAAAUCAUGUUUUGAGGUAUGUGGUUCUAGAGAGAGCAAAUUAUUUCCUAUGCUAGAAGAGCUACAGUUGACGAACACCAAUGUAUCGGAAGAAUUUCUCAAUCUUGGACGAUCUCCUUGUCUGAGGGUCGUUCGAAUGACAAAAAUAGAGUCAUUGAAACACAUUGAUUUUGCAGCAUCUUGUGCCAUGGAAAAUUCCUUGUUUCCUAUGCUAGAAGAGUUGGAGUUGAAGCACAUGGCUGCGUUGGAAGAGUUAUCCACUCUAGGACAUUUUCCACUUCUCAGGGUUCUUCGCAUGAUAGAAAUGAGGUCAUUGAAAUACAUUGAUUUUGCAGCAUCCGGUGCCAUAGAAAAUUCCUUGUUUCCUAUGCUAGAAGAGCUGGAGUUGAGGAACCUGCAUGCGUUGGAAGAGUUCUCCAGUCCUGGACAUUUUCCACUUCUCAGGGUUUUUCGCAUGAUAGAAAUGAGGUCAUUAAAACACAUUGAUUUUGCAGCAUCCGGUGCCAUAGAAAAUUCCUUGUUUCCUAUGCUAGAAGAGUUGGAGUUGAGAUACAUACCUACGUUGGAAGAGUUCUCCGGCCUAGGACAUUUUCCACUUCUCAGGGUUCUUCGCAUGAUAGAAAUGAGGUCAUUGAAACACAUUGAUUUUGCAGCAUCCGAUGCCAUUGAAAAUUCCUUGUUUCCUAUGCUAGAAGAGUUGCAUUUGAAGGGCAUGCACACGUUGGAAGAGUUCUCCAAUCUAGGACAUUUUUCGCGUCUCAGGGUUCUUCGCAUGAUAGAAAUGAGGUUAUUGAAACACAUUGAUUUUACAGCAUCCGGUGCCAUAAAAAAUUCUUUGUUUCCUAUGCUAGAAGAGUUGGAUUUGAGGAACCUGCAUGCGUUGGAAGAGUUCUCCGGUCUAGGACAUUUUCCACGUCUCAAGGUUCUUCGCGUGAUACAAAUGCAGUUGUUGAAACGCAUUGGUUUUGCAUCAGUUCAUGCCACAGAAAAUGAACUGUUCCCUGUGCUAGAAGUGCUAGAACUGAUGGAGUUGCCAGUUUUAGAUGAGCUUUCUGAUCUUGGUUCACUUCCAUGUCUCAGGUCUCUCUGCAUGACAAGGAUGCCUAUGGUAAAACAUAUUGAUUUUGCUUUCCGCGGUGCUACAGAAAAAGUACUACUUCCAAGGAUGGAGACGCUAGUAUUGCAUGACCUGGAGGCACUGGAGGAGCUUCCUAGUAAUCUUGGACGACUUCCAUGUCUUGAGGUUCUUAAAAUUGUAAAUAUACCAGCAGUGAAACAGAUAGGUCAUGGGUUCUUUAGCACUGAAGCUAUAUCCAAGUGUUUUCUUAGCUUGAAAAAUCUCUUCAUCAACCACAUGCCGGCAUGUGAAGGAUGGUGUUGGAUUGACGGCAGCGAGCUAUUUCCGAGCUUACGAAGACUUGCUAUCUAUAGAUGCCCUAAGCUCGAGAGGUUACCUCCUCUCCCUCCUUCGCUUACAAAUUUAGUACUCUAUGCAGUUGGGUUAACAGAGCUGCCAAGCCUACGGGAACUAGAAACAAAUGGAACCGGAGGCAAUCAAACGACAUCAUCUCUCUCAAAGUUACAAAUCAGUAAAUGCAACAAUUUGACAAGCUUAGAAGAAGGGUUGCUAUUGCAGAAUCUAUCAAAUAUCGAAGUCAUUUAUGUAGUAGGAUGUAAUGAACUCAUGCGGAUGCCUCUCAAGAGAUUUGAAAACUUCACUUCGCUCAAGGAAUUACAGAUAAGAGCUUGUCCCAACCUUAGCCUGACACAAGAAGAGGAAGCCGCCCUCCUUCCACCCUCCGUCAAACGUUUAAUAUUGCUCGACUGAACGUCUUUUAUAUCUGUCGGGCCAGCACUAGGGGCCGUUAGGGUAGUGGGGCGAUCUCGGCAAAUUGUGGCGUGGCAACCGCUACCGCUUGAUCUGAUGACUUUGUUGGUCUUCCUCUAACCGAUCCUAACCGUCCGUCUUCAAUAUCACACAAAUUUUCUAGGUUCAGAUCACAUAAUAUUCUUGGUCUGACCGUUCGUGUCAACCGACCAAUCCGCCCCACAAGGUUCGGCGACUCGGUUACAAAGCCAAGCAGGGAUAUGUCAUUUAUUGUGUCUGAGUUAGAUGUGGUGGGAGAAAGAGGCCACAGCCAAGGGUAACGUCCAUGACAAGUCCAAGUCAGCGUAUUCCCCAACUUAAAUUCCUAAAAAGAGGAGCUGGAAGGAAUUUGGUUGGGCUGAGGAUUCAACUUUCAAGUAUUAUAAAGUUAUCCUUGUCAAUGCUGCUCAUAGUGCAAUUGGGAAUGACCCUGGGAUCAACCUAGGGUGUGCACAAACAUAGGGGGAGCUCCAUGAUCUCACUUCUGCUGGCAAUAAGUAUUGUGGCCUUUGUGGCAAAGGUCAUCGUCAUCACAAGGCGAGGCCAUCUCGGAAGAGGAAUCAGGCAUUGUCUCUCCACGGAUAUCUUUUACUUCCUUGUUUGGCUGUUAUUAGUGAACUUGAUGACGAACUGAAGCUAUUUCUACUAUUUUAAUAUUUUCCCAGUUUGCUUGCUUGAUAAAACUUCAAACUCGUAAACAUGUUUUCAGAGUCAUGCGAUUCAUUCAUACAA
Zingiber officinale is the source of this 5381-nucleotide messenger RNA. RefSeq names its product putative disease resistance RPP13-like protein 1. Gene Ontology annotation, biological process: defense response to other organism. NCBI's taxonomy places the organism in Eukaryota, Viridiplantae, Streptophyta, Magnoliopsida, Zingiberales, Zingiberaceae. Gene Ontology annotation, molecular function: protein binding; ADP binding. Bases 180 to 4610 code for a protein of 1476 amino acids. The record is from RefSeq and is a predicted model, not a curated record. The transcript has 3 exons.